CCACUUGUUUCCCCCUCCCUCUCCCCAUUUUCUCCUCUCAAUCCGAUUCUUUUCAUACAAUCUCUUCCUUCCGACAUUUUUCACUUCCCCCAUUUACUUCUUGGUCUUGGUUCCUCCCUCUUUCUCCUUCUCUUCCCUCUUUCAACGCUUUCUACGCUUUCUUUCCACUCUCACUGUUAGUCGUAACACAGCACAAUUGUUAAGCUAAAGCUGCAUAACACUUGUUAUACUUUUCAAUUCACAAUUUCUACACUUUCUUUUCUCCGUGUUCAAGCUCUAUUUCAUCAUGUCGCCUGCUACUCCCUCCUCAACUGGUGGUGGUCAUACCCUUGGUCUGCACUCAGUUUCGUCCACGUCCAGUUCAGAUUACACCAAUUCAGGUUCGCAUUCUGCACUUUCUUCUCAGAUUGAGCCAUCGCCUGCCAGUACAUAUGGUAGCUCCGCUGCCAGCGAUGCUGACAUUCCUUUAACUCCUGACAGUGAGGGUGAGUGUAAAUCUUUUUCCUUCUUCCUUGCUAGAUUGUGCCCUCUCAUCGAGCAUCUUUUACAAUUUCGCAUCAUGUUGUUUUCACUUUUCGCACAAUCCUUCCACCUCUUCAUGUUUUCAUACCACAAAUCGCACCACCAUGGGAGCUUUCAAUAUGCUUCUGCUGAAGAGGCUCGCAGAAUUGUAUUCAUCGUUUUUAUUACGCUGCCCUUUAAAUCUUGCGUUCUCUUGAUCCAGCAUCCCAAAGACGCGUUUCGUCCUCUCAAAUCCCCUUCUGUGCUCGUUCCAAUCAUUCACAAACCCCGGCUGACAAUUCUUGAAAGGGGCAGCUCUUAACAACAUUGCUCGUCUUGCAAUCGGUGAUGAGUGUAAUGUCGAAGACAAUGUGACAUCCUCUGGUCAUCAUUCCACCACUGGUUCUAGAAACUCCAACCUGUAAGUCACAAACUCACGAUUAUUUGCAAUCACUUUCCAGCUUCUGACUUUUCCAGUUAUUCCCCACCAUUUGUUCGCAAUGGUUCUCAGAGCAAUGUUGAUGAUCCAUUCCAAUCGCCAACCAAGAAUGCUUCAAAGUGUCGCAACCAAGACCAGCAUACUCCCAAGGCUCCAAGACAUUCUCACCGAGAUAUUCAUGGCCCUUGGCGCUCAAGAAGCUCAAGCAACAGUUCUGAGUUGUCACCAUCAAAGUCGAAGUCGAACUCCACCGGCAGUGUUGAUCCCCACUACGGUAACACUCAGCGCAAGCUUUCUUUCCACGUCCAAGAGCAUGUUUCUGAGGAUACCGACAACGCAGGCAAUAGACUGAGCGGUUACACUGUUGUCAAGGCCGAGGAUGCGCAAGCUGUUUACCCUCCUUCUUGCUGUGUUUUCGUUGCGAAGUAAGUCUCUUAUCUUCUCUUCCUCUGCGUUUCCUUGCUCCCUUCUCUCGUUUCAUCGUGAUUCAUACUAAACUUCGAAAGCCUACUUCAAUCUGAGAAUGAAGACUCCCUUCAAAUGGCCGUAACACAAAUCUUCCGAGAAUAUGGUCCUGUCUACGUCAAGAUCCGCCGUGACGGCAAGCAUAUGCCUUUCGCAUUCUGUCAAUACACUGUGAGUUGUUACCAUAAUAUCAUUUUCCUGGUUAUAACUAACUUUUAAUAGAAGCAAGAGCAUGCCGAGAGAGCUAUCAAGGAAGGCAGAGGCCGUUUAAUUAAAGGCCGUCCAUGUCGCUGUGAAAAGGCCAAGGCUCAUCGUAGGAAAUUUUCCCUCGAGGCGAGGUUUUUACUGACACUUCUCAGGUCUAUUUUUCAUUGAGCGCAAGUAUGGUUCAGUCGUCACUCCUGGCGAAGUCAGAGACCUUCUUCAGCGCUUUGGCAAGAUCGAACUUUGUUACACUGCUUCUCACGUAGAGCGUACUGCACUCAACCUCAAUGAAGGAGUCAUCGUUCAAUUUGAAAUGUACGACGAAGGUCAAGAUGCUCAAUCUGUCAGUAAAGAUUUUGUACUUUUUGCUCUUGAUCUUCAUGCUGACUUGCUCACAGGCUUUCCGCAACCAUGAUCUUUACAAGCUGCAGCCCAUUGCAGGCCUUGCAACACCUGCCCAGCAAUCACCACCUGCAGCAGAAAUUGAUGCUACCAAGGCAUAUUUGGCGAGAUAUGAUGUCGACCGUCGCUCAAUUUUCGUUGGCAACCUUCCAUUGAGUACUUCAGAACAACAAAUUCGAGGUCUUUUCGAGCACUAUGGCGAAGUCCAAGAUAUUAGUCUGCGAGAGAACGCGUCUAAGUUUGAGCGUAAGUUGCCAUCUUGUUAAUGAAUGUUCCCAAGCUGACUCGGCACUCUAUAGCAGAAGAGAAGUUUGCUUUCGCUUUUGUCGAAUUCAAGUCCCCCAUAGCAGUCGUUAAUGCAGUUAACGCGAAGGUGAGUCGGACAAUUUUCCAUUAAGUCCUCUGACUUGUGGUCUUCUAACUCUACCAUAGAAUGGUUUCACUUUCGGUGGAAAAUCUCUACGAGUCGCUCAAAAGGAUUCUGAAAAUGGUGGUAGCAGAGGCAGACCCUCCAGACCACAGCUUUCGACCUCCGCUCGGCCGUUCCAGUCCCCUCGUGUCGAUCAACAUGUGGAGCAACAAACUUCUCCGUCAGCUCAGACGUCCCCUAUGCCUUAUGCAUCACCUUAUGGUUACGCUGCGUAUAGCCCAUACUAUGGUUAUGCAGCCCCUUCAACCGUCUUCACUGAUGGUCAAGGCCAUUACUACAGCAGUGCUACCUCGUACUCGCCAGGGCCAGCAUACUACCCAGGCUACCCCGGUAGUCCUGGGUAUGGAAUGCGUAACCCAGCAGUGGUAACCGAUUUAACAGCUAGUCCUCCUGCCCCAUCACCAUACUGCAGUUAUGCACCAUACCAACAAUAUGCACCGGCUCCAUAUUGGGGUAUGCAGAGCCCACCAACUGAUCAGUCGUCUGCGUCUCAGCAAGCACAUUACCCUUAUUCGCCUGUUGGCAUUAGUAACAAGGCUCGCGAUGAUCGUUCGGUAACUCCUACGCCAAGUGGGCAUGCUUCCGUUGUUGAGUAAUAUUUGACUCGCAACCAAACCUUCCUGUCAGGACCAUCAAUCGCAGUUUCCACUACGGUUGUACUUGUUAUUCUUCUUGACAUUUGGGCGGCAUGUUUUUCUUACUUUGUCGGUACGCAGUUAAUAUUAGUGUUGUCCGGGUUGUGUCUUCGUGUUUACGACUAAUGAUUUCACGGAGUUUACGGUAUUUCUUUCUUCAUCCUAGCAGGAAUUUGGCUUCAUCUACUGUUGUACAGGAUUGUUGUCUAUCAAUCAAAUAUGGCAGGGCAUUGUGGCUCCUGGUUUACCAUUUAUAUGGUGGCCAGCUCCCUAUUGAUUCUCUUGCUCCUUUGGACAAGAUAGACAUAGGAUAGAGUCUCUUCGAUUUGAACAAACCAUGUACUAUUAAUCAGUUGCAUCU
This is a messenger RNA of Sclerotinia trifoliorum, 3437 nucleotides long. NCBI's taxonomy places the organism in Eukaryota, Fungi, Ascomycota, Leotiomycetes, Helotiales, Sclerotiniaceae. The record is from the annotation of a GenBank genome assembly.